AUGGAGUCCGAACCCAAAGCCGCCUCUUCCCACGCCACCACCGCCCUCUCCCCCCCGCCGCCGCCGCCCGCCUACAACCACGACAUCUAUCUCGCCGCCGCUGAAACACCCACGGAGGACGGCGACGAGCCUACAGAGUACGAGAAGGCUACGCUCAGGCAUGUGGCGGAUAAGCUGCCCAUCUCGGCGUGGUUUGUGGCCGUUGUGGAGCUCGCGGAGAGGUUUAGCUAUUAUGGCAUUUCGGGGCCUUUUCAGAAUUACAUGCAGAAUGCCCGUGACGAUCCGUCAAGGCCUGGUGCGAUCGGGCUAGGCCAGAAGGGCGCGACGGGGCUAUCGUAUUUCUUCCAGUUCUGGUGCUACGUAACGCCCAUCCUCGGCGCCAUCAUCGCCGACCAGUACAUGGGCAAGUACAACACGAUCCUGCUCUUCGCGUGCGUGUACAUCGCCGGGCUGCUGAUCCUGUUUGUGACGUCGCUGCCGUUCGCGAUUGAGAGCGGCGCGGCGCUCGGUGGGCUUGUGGCGGCCAUGGUGGUGAUUGGCCUGGGCACGGGCGGGAUUAAGAGUAAUGUGAGCCCGCUGAUUGCGGAGCAGUAUCGCGAGACGCGCAUGAAGAUACGGACGCUGAAGGGCGGCGAGAGGGUUAUUGUGGAUCCGGCGGUCACGAUUCAGAGCAUCUAUAUGAUCUUCUACAUGUGCAUCAACGUCGGCUCGCUCAGCAGCAUAGCGACCACAGAGCUCGAGCAGCACGUCGACUUCUGGGCCGCCUACCUCCUCCCCUUCCUCGUCUUCUUCGUCGGUGUCGGCGCGCUGCUCCUCGGCCGCAAGUACUACGUCGUGCGCCCGCCCCAGGGCUCCGUCAUCACCGACGCCUUCAAGGCCAUGUGGAUCGGGCUCAAGUAUGGUCGCGGCAACAUGGAUGCCGCCAAGUCGGCGUAUCGUGAGGAGUAUGGUGUUACGCAGGCGCUGCCGUGGACGGAUCUGUUUGUGGAGGAGCUGAAGAGGGCGUUGGUGGCGUGUCGGGUGUUUAUCUUUUUCCCGAUAUAUUGGAUUGUCUAUGGACAGAUGACGAGUAACUUCAUUUCACAAGCCGGAACUAUGGAAACCCACGGCAUCCCAAACGAUAUCAUGCAAAACAUCGACCCCCUCACAAUCAUCAUCUUCGUCCCCAUCGUCGACCAACUCCUCUACCCGCUCCUCCGCCGCCUCAACAUCCCCUUCCGCCCCAUCUCGCGCAUCGCCGUCGGCUUCCUCCUCGCCUCCCUCUCCAUGGCCUAUGCCGCAAUCGUCCAGCACAUAAUCUACACCUCGCCCCCCUGCUACACCACCCCGCUCACCCCCUGCACCGUACCCAACAAAGUGCACGUGGCCGUCCAAACACCCGGCUACCUCUUCAUCGGCCUCAGCGAGAUCUUUGCCUCCAUUACCGGCCUCGAGUACGCGUACACCAAGGCUCCGCCGGCCAUGAAGUCGUUCGUGAUGAGUAUGUUCCUGCUUACCAGCGCGCUGGGCAGCGCGAUCGGAAUCGCCCUGUCGCCGACCGCGGAGGAUCCGAAGCUGGUGUGGAUGUAUACGGGGUUGUCGGUGGCGACUGCGAUCGCAGGGGCGCUGUUUUGGGGCUGCUUUAGGGGGCUGAAUGGCAAGGAGGAGGGGAUGAAUGCGUUGGAGGGGGUGGGGGAGAAGGAGAAGGAGGUAGAAGCGGAGUGA
This is a messenger RNA of Morchella sextelata, 1704 nucleotides long. RefSeq lists its product as uncharacterized. The record is from RefSeq and is a predicted model, not a curated record. The transcript is spliced from 11 exons. Gene Ontology annotation, biological process: oligopeptide transport; transmembrane transport. Gene Ontology annotation, cellular component: plasma membrane; fungal-type vacuole. The coding region runs from base 1 to 1704 and encodes 567 amino acids. Gene Ontology annotation, molecular function: dipeptide transmembrane transporter activity; tripeptide transmembrane transporter activity. NCBI's taxonomy places the organism in Eukaryota, Fungi, Ascomycota, Pezizomycetes, Pezizales, Morchellaceae.